Trichosporon asahii var. asahii CBS 2479 is the source of this 1161-nucleotide messenger RNA. RefSeq names its product UDP-galactose transporter. The coding region runs from base 1 to 1161 and encodes 386 amino acids. Lineage: Eukaryota; Fungi; Basidiomycota; Tremellomycetes; Trichosporonales; Trichosporonaceae. The record is from RefSeq and is a predicted model, not a curated record. Gene Ontology annotation, cellular component: Golgi membrane; endoplasmic reticulum membrane. Gene Ontology annotation, molecular function: UDP-galactose transmembrane transporter activity; UDP-glucose transmembrane transporter activity. The transcript has 4 exons. Gene Ontology annotation, biological process: UDP-galactose transmembrane transport.
AUGGGGUUGAUACGGAGCGGCCCGUUCCCGUCACGAGGACCACACCCGACACUGGACAAGUUCCCGAGUCCGUUGUUUUUCAACUUCUGCCAGGCGAUAGCGUCCGCGACUUGCGCCGCUGUGUAUCUCCUGGUGAAAGCCUGGAGCGCGGGCAGCAAGGAGAGCGUGCUGUCCAUUCUCGGCAUCACGCGGCUGGUGGACGGAGUCAAGGAGGUGAUCGACGCGAACCGACCGAAAAGUGGUAACACGACACCCGAGCUCACUAGUGGAGACGAGAAGCAGGCCGUGCUGGCCAACGGCAACGGCAAUGGCCACGGAGUGGCGAAGAAGUCGCUAGCGAACGGCAUCGCCGCACAGCGCCCCUGGUACCAGUCACUGCCUGCACUGCUGCUACAGGUAUCGCUCUUCCAGACGACAGCGGGCCCGAUAGGCUUCCUCGCCCUCCGUCACAUCUCCUAUCCCAUGAUGGUUCUUGGCAAGAGCUGUAAGCUGAUCCCGGUGCUCCUCUUGAAUGUGCUUCUGUACCGGAGAAGGUUCGGUCGGCAGAAGUACGUCGUCGUCGGUCUCGUGACGCUCGGCAUCUCGCUCUUCAUGCUGAACGGGAAGAAGAAGGGUGGUGGCGAGAACUCGGCGUACGGUCUCCUGCUCCUGCUCGUGAACCUGCUCAUCGAUGGUCUCACGAACUCGACGCAGGACCAGCUUUUCGCCCUCUACCCCGGCUACUCGGGACAGCAGAUGAUGUUCAUUAUGGCGUCGAUCACGGUGUGCGUGCUCUCGCUCCCAAUGCUGAUCCCGAUGCCAGCCGCGCCGUUGAUGGCAUCUGGACACGGUCUGGCUUCGGCGUUCACCGCGCCUGUCGCCCUCCGCUCGCUGCACUUCCUCGCCACACACCCCUCGGCCCUCGCCCCGCUCGCAGCGUAUGCCGCGCUGGGCGGUCUCGGACAGAUCUUCAUCUUCGAGACGAUCAGCCACUUCGGCUCCCUCACCCUCGUCAUGGUCACCGUUACACGGAAACUGUUCACGAUGCUCCUCUCCGUGUUCGUGUUCGGACAUAAGCUGAGCUUGGGUCAGUGGGCGGGUGUCGCCGUCGUGUUCGCUGGCAUCGGUGUCGAGGCCGGGUGGAAGCGGAGGGAGGCAAUGAAGCGAGCGAAGCGAGACUAA